This is a messenger RNA of Ogataea parapolymorpha DL-1, 1608 nucleotides long. Its product is annotated as Peroxisomal membrane protein PEX29. Gene Ontology annotation, cellular component: peroxisomal membrane. The record is from RefSeq and is a predicted model, not a curated record. The transcript has a single exon. Bases 1 to 1608 code for a protein of 535 amino acids. Gene Ontology annotation, biological process: peroxisome organization. NCBI's taxonomy places the organism in Eukaryota, Fungi, Ascomycota, Pichiomycetes, Pichiales, Pichiaceae.
AUGGAGUCUAUGGUAAAUAACCUGUGGUCGUCGUGGGACACAUUGUCGCAGGCCACGGCAAGCACGGGCGGCGACAUGGACGCUGCCUCGGUGGCUUCGAAACAGAGCCCUCAGGAGUCCAAGAUGGCGGCCAGCAGCAUGAUUUGGUCGUCGUUUUCGGAGCCGCAGAAGACCCCGCCGACCAAGCGGGCAUCCAGCUCGUUCUUUGACGACAUGUUUACCUCGUCCAAAGACCAUUCGACCACGUUGACCGAUAAAAUGUUCGAGCGAUUCUUGUCUAUGGCCCUGCCUACCACGACUACUCAGGACGGGGAGGAGCUACAAUCGAUUUUAGAGAGAAUAGAGAUGCAGAAGUCGCGUCCACAGUUGAGUCUGAAUGUCAUGAGCAAGAAUGCGAUCCAGCUCCUGUCUCGGCUGUCUGUUCCGUUUGUGCUGAUUGACCAGGUGAUUAUUAUUUUCAGCUGGUCCAAGCCUCUUUACACUCUAACGUUUUUAAAUGUCGCCACGCUGCUGAUCCUGAAGCCGAUCUUGCUCUUGAGCCUGCCGUUCUUCUACACCUGUUUCGAGAUCAUUGUUCCCGCUUACAUGAAAAGACAUCCGCCCGACAAGCACACCAUUCUUCAGAACAGGAACCCGAUUCCGGCGGAGGGACCGUCUGUUUCGCACGUCGACGUGCCGCGGCCAGUUCCUGAGCUGAGUCGCGAGUUUGUUCUGAACUCUACAGACCUGCAAAACCACAUGCUACUCUACGUUAUGAGCUAUGACUUUGUGACGUCGCUGAUUGUCAAAUAUCUAUAUUUCAAGGACGAGAACAUCACUAUUUUUAUUUUCGUCGCUUUAUUGACCAGCGGUACUCUACUGACCUUGUUUGGUGCACAGGUACUGUCCGCAAUGCUACCCUUCAUCAAGGUGACGCUGUCAGUAGGUCUGUGGGCUGCCACCAUCGCCAUGCACCCCAACUACCGGUCCACUUUGCUGGAUAUGCUCUACUCGGAGGAUACCCGUUUACGGCUUCUGAUGAUGUCGAACCGUCUGGAGCUGUGGCUCAACAAGGAGCUGAAUCUGCGCGAGCAGAAGGAGGUCAAGGAGACAGAGAUUUUUGAGCUCCAGCAUCUGGACCCGGAGACGCACAAUUGGCAGCUCAUUUGUUUUUCGUCCGACCCGUAUCCGGCAAACUCGCACGCUCGGCUCAAUAAUCUGCCGCUUCUGGGCACGCUGCACUUGAGCCAGGUCAAGCCGCCCGAGGGAUGGAAGUUUGUGGACGUGGAGACGGCAGUCAACACGAGGAGUGUCGAUGGCUGGCUGCUAGAUCUGACCCCCGAGGGGUGGAUCAAAGAAAACUUCUUGAACGAGACCAUGGACAUUGACGAGGACGAGAAAUGGUGCUACGAUUUAGUGACCAAGUUCUCGUACCAGGCAGGACUGACUACCAACGAAAAGAAAACCAGAGGAGAGGUGAGAAGACGGCGUUGGAUAAGGUACUGUGUUCGGGAUAUUUGGGAUGAAGAUGACCAGAUGGAGGAGACGGUGGCGCACAGGCGCAACAAAAGCAUGGAGUCGUCGAACAGCUUGCAUCCGGUGAAAUCGAUCGAUUCUGUGGACGGAUAA